This is a messenger RNA of Alligator sinensis (Chinese alligator), 6282 nucleotides long. RefSeq names its product probable G-protein coupled receptor 179. The record is from RefSeq and is a predicted model, not a curated record. Lineage: Eukaryota; Metazoa; Chordata; Crocodylia; Alligatoridae. The annotation marks the transcript as partial. The transcript has 9 exons. Gene Ontology annotation, biological process: G protein-coupled receptor signaling pathway. Gene Ontology annotation, molecular function: G protein-coupled receptor activity. Gene Ontology annotation, cellular component: membrane.
CCCAAAUGCUAUCUGGGGAAACGUGCUUCUCAGACCUCCUGCAUUAGCCCAGAAUCAGAGCCCCUCCCUGCACUCCAGCAAGGGAGGGGGAGCUGCAGGCACACACAGAGGUGGGAAUUAGUGGUUCAAGUUAAACCAAACUCAUUAAGCCAACUUCACAUCACAUGUGGAAGGACCCGUGCAUGCACACUGCAUCCUUGAGAGGCCACGGACAGAAGAAAAGCCAAAUCACCUUCUUUUACCUUAAACACCAUGCACCAGCGCAAAAGGAUUGCAAAGGAAGUGGGAAAUGCCCCCAGCUCUGAAAAGCGGGAUUUUACCCCUGUUUGGUCCUGGAUGGUGCAAGAACAUCAGCCCCGAGGGAUAGAGAAAAGCUCAUCUCAAUAUGGAGAAGUGAGUCCCAGGAACUUGCUGGAGUGCCGCCCCUGCCAGGAGGGAUGCGUGACGUGUGUGGACGACACCCCGUGUUUGAUCCAGGAGGAUUGGUCCCUGCGGGCUGCCGUCCUCUCUUGCCAAGCCUUCUGCAUGCUGGCUGUCUUUCUCAGUAUGCUGAUCUCCUACCACUUUAGAAAGAGCAAGAGGAUCCGUGCAUCGGGAGUUAUCCUGCUAGAGACUAUCCUCUUUGGAUCUCUGCUUCUCUACUUCCCUGUGUUUAUCCUGUACUUCAAGCCAAGUAUUUUUCGCUGUAUCGUCCUGCGCUGGGUGCGCAUGCUUGGAUUUGCAAUUGUCUAUGGGACCAUCACCCUCAAGCUAUACAGGGUCCUGAAGGUGUUCCUCUCCCGUACGGCCCAGCGAGUCCCCUAUAUGACCAGCGGGCGGGUAAUGAAGAUGCUGGGGCUGAUCCUGCUCUUGGUGCUCUGGUUCCUGGCAGCCUGGACAGUGGGGAUGCUGGAGAACAUUGAUAAGAACAUCCCGCUGGUGAUCCGCUCCCAGACUCCCCGGGGCCUUCAGUUCUAUAUCUGCGACCAUGACCGGUGGGACUACAUGAUGGUUGUGGCUGAAAUGCUCUUCUUACUCUGGGGGAGUUUCCUGUGCUAUGCCACCCGGACGGUGCCCUCUGCUUUCCAUGAGCCCCGCUACAUGGGCAUUGCCCUCCACAAUGAAUUGAUCAUAUCCACUGCCUUCCACGUCAUCAGGUUUGUCAUGGUCCCUUCCCUGCACCCCGACUGGACGCUGCUGCUGUUCUUCAUCCACACUCAUGUCACGAUCACCAUGACGCUGGCACUGCUCUUCAUCCCGAAGUUCUUGCAUGCAGGAUCACCCCUGAGGGAGGAGAUCGCAGCGGAAGUCUACGAGGACGAGCUGGACAUGAGGCGCUCGGGCUCCUACCUGAACAGCAGCAUCACAUCGGCGUGGAGCGAGCACAGCCUUGACCCCGAUGACAUUCGGGAGGAACUGAAAAAGCUUUACACGCAACUGGAGGUCCACAAGACAAAGAAGAUGACUGCCAACAACCCUCACCUUCAGAAAAAGAGGAGCUCCAAGAAGGGCUUGGGUCGUUCCUUCAUGAGGCGUAUCACCGAGUUACCCGAGUCCAUGUCUCACAAAGAGGAGAAGGACGGGUCCCUCACGGGAGGCAGCAGGAGUCGUUCAGGUUCCUACAAAAGGAGACUUCUAGACUCUGGCAGCUCCAGCAUGAAGAUGAAAGAUGAUCCCUCAAAGCGCAAACCCUUCUCUCUGAGGAAGUCUCACAGCACUUAUGACCAUGUGCGGGACCCCAAGGACAGCUCCCCACCCAGAAGAGAGAGCACCUGCAAAGAUCCCUCACUGCUGGACUCCUUAAUGAGGAAAAAUCUAGCCAAGAAAGCCUCAGAGAGAUCCAACAGUAACUCCCUUGACUCAGCCCCCCUGGUCUACAAGUCUGCCAGUGCUCACAACCUGUCAGCAGACAAAAGACCCCUUCACCCAAAGCCAUCCCCACUGCAGAAAUCUCUCAGUGUCAUCACCAAUGCGAAAGAAAAGGCCCUGCUGCUGCCUAGCCGGGCAUAUUUGGAAGACAGCUACCAACAAACUAGAGAAGAGAAGAAGAUAGAAGAGGGAGCCUCUACUCCUGAAACACAGUGCUUGAGGUAUACAGAUGGUGGGGAGGCUACCAGCCAGACCACAAAGCAGCCAGAGAGCAAGAAUGUAUCAGAAGGGACUCUGAGCACCCUCCUACAAGACAGUUUCGAUAAAGCCGAAGUUUGCCCCUGGGAGGUGGAAGAGCCUGUAUCAGAGAACAAGUCACAGAAACAUGUCACAUACGCUCCAAUAAAGAGCAUCAGCGUCGACAGCUCUCACUUGUCUGGGAGGAUGCACCCUCCCAGCAAGAGGACACCGCCAGAGCCGCCCAUCAGGUACCAAAGCUUGUCUCACAACCUUGAGAAGAGCGAGGCAGCUCCCUGGAACGUCCAGGAGCAAAAGCAGUCUCCUGCAGAUGCUGUCAGUAAGGAUGCAAAAGAGGCCCCAGAGCUCCUCAACACCUGGGAGGUGGAGAAGCUUCCAAGGAAAGCUGAAAUAGCAGACAAGGGAAGAAGUGAGCAGAGAGAAGGCCGUGCACAAAUGUCAUCCACUACAGGGAAGAACAAACUGACAACUCUACCCUCUGUGGCCGCAGAAGUAUCUCCCUGGGAAGCAGAGGCUUGCAAUCAGGAUCAACAUGAUGAGCCCACUGAACCAGGAGACUCCAAGAAACCAAGCACCUCUUCAGCAGCCCCCCAAAAUCUGAAACUUCUGUGCCGGAAAAACUCCUUCAAGAGCUUAGGGCUUGCCAUUAAAGCACUUAACCGACCCAAGGCAAAGAGCAGCAUUAAGGGAAAGAAGGAGGGAGAGGGGAGCCAGAAAAAGAAAGACAGAGACCGAAGCAGUAGGAGAGAUAAUUCCAAAGUGGUAGAAACAUCAGCAGUAGCUAUCAGAGAGACAGCCAAGCAAAAUGACAGAGCCAAAGGGCCCGAUGAAAGCCAGCAGAAAAUGGUCAUUAGGCAAGCAACCAUCUGCCCCUGGGAAGAACAGGAGACGAUCCCAAACCAGCAAAACAAUAAUUCCAGCAAAGUGUUUGAAACAUGCCCAUUAGAGGUAAGCAAAGGGAAACCAGAGGGUCCCCAGGAUGAAUCAGCAUCUAGUAAAGGGAGUGUCAGAACAGAAAGGAGGAGUCUGAAAGACACAAGAGAUACCACAGACAGCAAUCUGGAAAAGAUGAGAAGCCAGUGGGAAAUCACAUGUCCCCAGGAGUCCACAGACUCUUAUGGAGUCCCAGAAAAACUAAGCAAGCCCAAGAACAAAAUCUCUGAUCAGUCCAACAUCGAUCCAAAUGUGGGCAGCAAGAAGGCAGAAGCCCAGCCUCGGGCAGCUGCAGAGGCUAAACCCAGUGUUAAAUCAGAAAUAUGCCCCUGGGAGGGGGCUGGAAUGCCAUCAAAAAAACAACAAGAGCUUUCCAAAGAGGACAGAAGCGUGAUGCAAAAAGCAGCAACAGGUCUAGGCAAAACAAUGGAGAAGGGGAGCAGCCAAGAAUCUGUCUGCCCCCAGGAGAGCCUGGACAUGGAUAAACCCUCACUAAAACCUGGUACUAGAAGCCAAGAUCUAUCUGAAGCCUCUUUAAAGAAACCAGAUAGGCUGGAGAGCAAGAAGAUAGAGGUUAGCCCCUGGGAAACUAAGGAAAUUGAAACCAGCAUUCAGGCAGAAAUAGGCUCCUGGGAAGUGACUGGGGCUCCACCAGAUCCAGGGAAGUUAAGACAGAACAAAGGUGAGGUUUCAAAGGAAAGCAAAAGCACCCCACUACCAGCAGGUCCUUCUACAAGACUGGAAAAGGGGAGCAGCCAACAAGAAGUUGUCUGUCCCUGGGAGAGCCUGGACAUGGAGGAAUUGUGUACAAAACUUAAAGCGCAAAGUCCUGGUCUGAGUAACGCAGCUUCAAAGAAAUCAGAGAGUGUUGAGAGCAAAAGAGCAGAGAUUUGUCCCUGGGAAAUGGAGGAGGAUAAUAUCAGCAUUAGAAAAAUGAAUUGCCCCUGGGAAGGGAGGGAGUCUCCAACAGGUAAGGGAAAACUCGGAAAGAACACAGGUGAGGACACUAAAGGGGACCACAGAGACGCACUGAAAAGGCCGAGUCCAAGAGAAAAAAAAUUGCAGCUGAUGAGCCAGCAAGAAGCUAUCUGCCCAUGGGAGAGCACAGACAUGGAGGCAUUGUCUGCAAGCCCCCAGACACAAAGCCCUGCUCUGAGUAAAGCAGGGUCAAGGAAAUCAGAGAGUCUUGAGACCAAAAGGGCAGAGGUUUGUCCCUGGGAAGUGGAGGAGGCAGACUCCAAGGCUAGAGCAGAAAUAUGCCCUUGGGAGGAGAGUGAGACUCCUUCUGAGAAAGGAGUUACAAAACCAGACAAAGAGAGACCUUUCAAAGAGGAGAAGAGCAUCACACCAGAGGCAAGAGGUCCCUCUAAAACCAUUGAGAAAGGGAGCAGCCAGCGGGAGGUCAUCUGCCCUUGGGAGAGCCUGGACCUGGAGGCAUUGUCUGCAAAGCAUGAUGCACAAAGCCCUGGUCUGCAUAAGGUGGGGUCAAGGAAAUCGGAGAGUAUUGAGAGCAAAAGGGCAGAGAUUUGUCCUUGGGAAAUGGAGGAGGUGGACUCCAGGGUUAGAUCAGAAAUAUGCCCCUGGGAGGGGAGUGAGACCCCAUCAGAUAAAAAAAAGUUAAAAUGGCAGAUAGGUAGAGCUUCAAAAGGGGAAAAGAAAGGAUCUAGGGGAAGUGAAGACAUAACUUUGAAAAAGAAGAAAGGGUCCAGCCCUCAAGACUCAACCAGCUCCUGGGGCAGCCUAGACACAGAGGUCUCCACCAUCAAUCCCAACAUAAAAAAAACACAUCAGUUUAAAAUCCCUUCAAAGAAGUCAGAGAGUGCUGAGAGCAGGAAGGCAGAAAUUUGUCCCUGGGAAAUGGAAGGGGUUGAUACAAGUAUUAGAGCAGAAAUAUGCCCCUGGGAGAUGGUUGAAAGUCCAUCAGAGGAAAGAGAGAGAAAGCAGGACACAGGUGGAGCUUUCAAAGAAGACAAGAGCAUCACAACACAAGCAGCCUUAGCAAGUUCCUCUACAGCACUGGAGAAGUUAAGCAACCAACGAGAGGCCAUCUGUCCCUGGGAGAGCAUAGACAUGAACGAACUUUCAGUGAAACCAGGGUCCAGAAACUCUAUCUUGUCCGAAGAUGCCUCCAAAAAAUCAGAAAGCCUUGAGAGCAAAAGGGCAGAGGUUUGCCCUUGGGAAAGUGUAGAGCUGGACUCCAGCAUUCAAGCAGAAAUAUGCCCCUGGGAAGCAUCUGAAGUUCAAUCACAUAAAGCAAAAUUAAAAAAGGAUAAAGAUGGAACUUCCAAAACCAGCAAAGACAUCUCCCCAAAGACAUCCAGGGCAAAGGAGAUUGGGGGCAGUACAUUGAAAAAGCCAGAGAAGGGGGACAGUGAGCAAGAGGCCAUCUGCCCUUGGGAAAGCCUGGACAUGGAGAAAUUGUCUACAAAACUUAAGGGACAAAGUCCUGGUCUGAGUAAAGCAGCUUCAAAGAAAUCAGAGAGUGUUGAGAGCAAAAGAGCAGAGAUUUGUCCCUGGGAAACAGAAGAGGUUGAUACCAGCAUUGGAAAAACGAAUUGCCCCUGGGAAGGGAGGGAGCCUCUAACAGGUAAGGAGAAACUUGGAAAGAACACAGGUGAGGACACCAAAGAAGACCACAAAGACACACUGAAAAAGCCAGAUUCAAGGAAAACUGGAGGAACCACAUCUAAAAAACUGCAGCUAAUGAGUCAGCAAGAGGCCAUCUGCCCAUGGGAAAGCACAGAUAUGGAGGCAUUGUCUACAUACUCCUGGGCACAAAGCCCUGCUCUGAGUAAAGCAGGGUCAAGGAAAUCAGAGAGUCUUGAGACCAAAAGGGCAGAGGUUUGUCCCUGGGAAGUGGAGGAGGCAGACUCCAAGGUUAGAGCAGAAAUAUGCCCCUGGGAGGAGAGUGAAGUUCCUCCUGAGAAAGGAGUCACAAAACUGGACAAGGAGAGAUCUUCCAAUGGGGGCAAGAGCAUUACAAAUGUAACAGGUCCUUCUAAAACCAUGGAGAAGGGGAGCAGUCAGCGGGAGGUCAUCUGCCCCUGGGAGAGCCUGAACAUGGAAGAAUCCUCUGUACAACCCUGCCCUAAAAACAGAGACUCAACCAAAGGCUCUACAAAGAAAUCAGUUAGUGUGGAUAGCAAAAGGGCAGAGGUUUGUCCCUGGGAAACUGAGGAGGCCGAGUCCAGCAUUAAAAGCAAAAUUUGUCCCCAGGAAGUGACUGGGGCUUCUUCAGAUCAA